Messenger RNA from Lucilia sericata (common green bottle fly), 7406 nucleotides. RefSeq names its product restin homolog (gene CLIP-190). Gene Ontology annotation, molecular function: microtubule plus-end binding. Bases 1125 to 6872 code for a protein of 1915 amino acids. Gene Ontology annotation, cellular component: microtubule plus-end; nucleus; cytoplasm. Gene Ontology annotation, biological process: cytoplasmic microtubule organization. The record is from RefSeq and is a predicted model, not a curated record. The transcript is spliced from 16 exons. Lineage: Eukaryota; Metazoa; Arthropoda; Insecta; Diptera; Calliphoridae.
AAUUUAUUUUAGUGCAAGAAAAAUUUCGUUUAUUAAACUCACGUUGUGAUUUGCGUUUCUUUUAUUUUUACGAUAAUUUCAAAACAAAUAAACAGAACUCAAUAAAAGUAUGAUAAUUUGUUAACUGGUCGUAUUGUCGCCGCAUUAUAUAACACACCGAAAAUAAAGAAAAUAUAUUUUCUCGUAAAUAGCGAUUUUAUUAUUUAUUAAUUGUAAUAACAACAAACAACCGUGUCAUAAUAAUAAUUGCACUCGUGUCGUUGUGUGUAUUUGAUGAACAAUAAUUGGUUUUUUGUACGUUUGUGAAUUUGUAAAUGCGGGUGAAAAAGAAAAAUUAGUGCAAAUAACGAAAUUAAUUACAUACAAAAAUUAAAGUUUCCUUAAACGUAGACAAUCUUUAGAUAUAAUUUAUGUAUAUUAAAAAAAAUAAUAGAAAAUAAAAAUAUACCUUCGGAAAUACAAAGCAUAAAUAAUUAACUAAAAAUCAACCCCAAUGUUGAGAAAACCGUGGUGCGUGCUUGGGUAUAUAAGAUUGUGUGAAUAAAAUCAUAUCUUGAAAAAUAUAACCGUUUAAUUAGCAUAAUAAAGAUAUUAAUAAUUUAUUAACUAACGCAUAGAUAAUAAUAAAGGUCAACCAGCAUUCUUUCAAAACAAAAAUAAAUCUAAAUUGAAAUUGUUGUCUUCUGGUUGUUGUUGUGUGGAAUCAAGACCAAAAAAACGAAGGGGUAUAAUCAAAUAUAUUGUUUAUUUUUGCCAAUUUUGUUUUGUGUUUCAUAUUCUUCGCUCAGCUGUUUGCUGAAACAAAACUGUUUGUGUAAUUUUUUGUUUAUAUUCAUUGUCUAUGUGUGAGUGAUUCGAAGAAGAAUAAGUUUGUAAAAGGGUGAAGAGAGCUGUGCAUGCUGCUUUACCAAGAGUUACCAACCCUAUUUUCAUAUUAUUGUUUAAUAUACCGUAAAAGUAUAGUACAACAUCAAAAGGUAAGUAAUAACAUUUUCCUUAUAAUUGAGUAAUUAGUUGUGGAUUGGAAAAAUAUUGCUUCCAACAAAUUCCAAUCAUUCCACGUAAAAGUGCUACUAAGUGAAAUUGUGAAAUAAAUAAUAAGUGUGAAAAAAAAAAUAUAAAAAAUGAGUGAAACCAACGAUAAAAAUAACGAUGCAGCAAGUGCCGCGGUGGAAUCAUCACUGCUGCCUCCACCGGCAACACCAACAUCAACACAGCCACCACCAGCGUCCAACUCUAGUGCCACGACACCAGCCUCGUCAGUGACGGGUGUGCCACCCAGCCGCCUAAAAGCUCCCACAAAUUUUGGGGGCUCUUCAUCAUCAGUUUCGAAAAUUGGCCGACCAUGUUCACAUGCUACCCCAAAAGCUGGGCCACCACCAAGAGAUACAAACAGCAUGAGUCGUGAAAGCGAUGACAACUUGAGCUCCAUCAAUUCUCAGUACACAGAUUUAUACCAAGAAACCGUUAAACGUUUUACACGUUCGUCUUUGUCACCCGAAAUGGAUAGAUUUUCACCAUCACGUUAUUCUUUUAAGUCGAGUUCACCAUUUGCGAAUUCGGACUCUAGUCGACGACAAUCUUACGAUUUGUAUCUAGAGGCCACAGGCCGUAGACAAAGUUCAGAUCAUGGCUCUAUUUUGACACACGAUACAGAACAGUUUAUAAUUGGCCAGAGAGUUUGGGUUGGUGGCAUACGUCCGGGACAAAUAGCCUAUAUUGGUGAAACACAUUUUGCACCCGGUGAAUGGGCUGGUGUUGUCUUAGAUGAACCUAGUGGUAAAAAUGAUGGUUGUGUUGCCGGAAAACGUUACUUCCAAUGUGAACCAAAAAAGGGUAUAUUCUCCCGUUUAACACGUCUUACCUUGGCACCAUUGCCAGGAGCUCAAACACCUACUUCACCGCUAUCAAAAUUUUCUCCAGAUCGUUCACGUACAGUUUCACCCACAGCCAGUAUACGCAGUUCUUUCUUACGUAGUCCUGGAAAAAAUGGUUUGACCGUGGGUGAUCGUGUUAUUGUUUCCUCUGGCUUUGGCAGUCGUCCUGGAAUUCUUCGUUAUUUGGGUGAAACACAAUUUGCAUCGGGAAAUUGGUGCGGCAUUGAAUUGGAUGAGGCCAGCGGUAAAAACGAUGGCUCCGUUGACGGUGUUAGAUAUUUCGAAUGUAAACCAAAAUUUGGUGUUUUUGUGCCAAUUGCAAAAGUCUCCCUGUCACCAUCAUCUAAAAAGUCUCGCCUAUCCCGAACAGGAUCCCGUGAAUCUCUUACUUCCAUUGGCACAAUGAACAGCAUUGCCACGACAAAUACAUCACGCUUGCGCUUGAAUGCUCAGCGCAAAUCGUCGUCAUUUAAACCCGUUGCUGUCACCACACCAAAAAGCCAAUUUUCUAUGCAGGAUUUAUUGCGCGAGAAACAACAACACAUUGAACAACUUAUGAUCGAACGUGAUUUGGAUCGUGAGGAUUCGCAGAAUACAGCUUUACAGUUUCAGAAAAAUAUCAAUGAGCUUAAAACUUAUAUCGCUCUUUUGGAGCGUCAGUUGAGUGAGGAACGAAAAAAGGCCGAAGAUUUACAGUUCUCAAUAGAUGAGGCCACAUUUUGUGGUGAUGAAUUAAAUGCUCAAACUCAAGUUUACAAGGAGAAAAUACAUGAAUUGGAAACGAAAAUAAAGGAUUUAACAUCUGGAAAAAUUACCUCGGAAGAAAUUAGUGCGACAGCAAGUGCCGAAGUUGAUGAACUUAAGGCGAAACUGAGCGAACAAGCUCAACAAUUUGAGUCACAAAUUGCCGAGAAUCAGGAUGAACUGCAACGUUUGCAGGAAAAUAUUAAGUACCUUAAAGAUCAAAAUGAAGCAUUGCAAAAAGAGCUCGUAGCAAAGGAUGAGAGUCUCGAAAAGUUCUCUCUAUCCGAGUGUGGCCUCGAAAAUAUGCGGAAAGAGUUGACAUUUGUUAAAGAAGAACAUGAAAAGGAACGUCAACAAGUACAGGCUGAUUUUAACACUAGACUUGAAGAAAAAUCUGAAGAAAUUAAACGUUUGCUGGAAGAGAAUGCAACAAUGAAAAAAUCCUUGGCAACAAUUGAGACCGAGCGAACAAGUUUGGAGGACGAAUGUCGAAUAUUACGCGAAGAGUGCAAAACUCGUAGUUCCCAUGUGGAAGAUAUUAACAAUCAAUUGGCCAAGAUAUCGGCUGAAUUAGCUAUUAAGCACGCAGAAUGUGUUACAUUGGAUGAGAUGGUAAAGGCUCAACAACUUGGCAAAGCGGAAGAACAGACCCAAUUGGAAGAAAAAAUCCAGGAAAUUUCUAAACUUAAAGAAGAGGUUGUUAAAUUGCAAGAAACAAAGAACACUCUGGAAACAAAUCUUAAAAAAGCUCAAGAAGAACUUCUAAAGCUUGCCGAAUUGCAAAGCAGCUUUGAAACUAAGCUUCAAGAAGCUCUAAGUCAAGAUCAAGAUAAAAACGCAUCCAUGCUUGUUUUAGAACAAUCACUCAAGGAAUUGCGCUUGGAUUGUGAAAAGGUGCAAAAUGAAAACAAACAACUAAAUGUCAACAUCAAAAGCUUGCAAAGUGAGUUAGAAAACGAGAAAGUAUCUAGAGAAACUGUGACGAAAACACUUUCGGAAAAAGAAAUUUCAUUGACUGAAUGCAAUAAAAACUUAGAAAUUGCUCAGGAAACGAUUAAUAAAUUAAAGAAAGAAUUGGAAGAGACGUUUAAAAGUCAUCAGCAAAUAAUCAAUGACAAAACGAAUGAAAUUCAAUCUCUAAAGGAAGAACUAGGAAAACUACAGGAUAAAACAGCAGCUCUUGAAGGUGAAUCAUCCAUUACUGUCCAACAAUUGAGUGCCAAAAUUAAUCAAUUAGAAAGCCAAAAUAAAAGACUUGAAGAGGAUUUAAAGAAUUCAACGAACACAAUUGAAGAUCAACGUCAAAAGUCCAUCCAACAAGAUGAAGUAAUUGCUUCAAAAAUGUCCGAACUUAAAUCAACAACUACAGCCUUGGAAACCACAUCAAAACUAUUGGAAAAACUUAAAGGAGAACAUGAAACUUCCUUAACUAAAAAGCAAGAACUAGAAGACGAGAUUAAGAAAAUCGAGGAGAAAAACGCCCAACAACAAUUAGAUUUAGGAGACUUGGCGCGCAAAUUAGAAAGUUCAAAUGCCAAAUGUGACAAUCUAAUAUCACAGAAUGAAGCUUUACAACAGGAAAUAAUUGCUGCUCGGGCAUCCAGUUCAACCAUCCACAACGAAGUCAAAAAACUCAAUGAAGAAAUUCAAAGCAAACAAAAUGAAAUUUCCAAUUUGGUCAGUAACCAUGACAAAGAACGUAUUGAAAUGACGGGACAACUGGAAGAGCUACAGCAAAAAUUAGCAAACAACAUCAAAGACUUUAAUGAUGUCAAAGAAGUUGUCCAAAAAUCUAAAGAAGAGAUCAGCCAAAAAGUACAACAGAUUACUGAACUGGAGGAGAAGACUAUCAAGCAAGAACUUCAACUAAGUGAUAAUCAAAGGCAGAGGGAGAACUUGCAAACCAAAUACGAUGCUUUGGUCAAGCAAAACGAAUCCUUGCAACAAGACUUAAACACUCUUCGCACUUCCAGCACAGAUUCAAAUGCGGAACUUAUCAAACUAUCUCAAGAAAUAGCGAAUAAACAGAAAGCUUUCGAAGAACUUUUAGAUAAAUCUAGUGGAGAACGUGCUACGUUGGAAAGCCAAUUACAAGCCAGCCAACAACGAAUCGACGGCAUGUGCAGUCAAGUCGAAACUCUCACGAAUGAACUGAAAAAUGUCACAGAAGAAAGUUUCAAUCGGUUUGAACUUCUUAAACAGGAGCAGGAGAAGAGCGGUAAGCAAGAAUUAGAGAUGGCAGAUUUGCAUCGCAAGCUUGAUAGCUUUGUUAUAAAAUGCGAUAAUUUGGAGGAACAAAAUAAAUCUCUACAAAACGAUCUAAACACUCUACGCCAAGGAUCAGCCGGUUCAAAUGCCGAAAUUGUUAAACUCACAGAAGAGCUGACCAGCAAGCAAAAACUUUUGCAACAACUCACAGAUAAAUCCAAUGACGAACGUCUAGCAUUAGAAAGUCAAUUGCAAGAACUCAAACAAAGCAUUCAAUCUCAACAAUCCGAAAUGGAAGGUUUGCGUACUGAACUGAAAGCUGUUGAAGAUGCUAAAAAAGAACAAAUGGCAGAAUUUGAAAUUGCAAAAAAAGAAUUAGAAGCUAAAGCUCAAGCUGAAGUAAAUGAUCUUAAAGCUGCAGAGAGUGCAAAGCAGCAAACAAUUAUUGAAAGCUUUGAAGCUCAGCUGAAAAACUCUGAGCAGUCGAAAACAUCACUCGACGAAGCUAUCAGUAGUCUACAGAAACAAAUUCAACUUUUACAGGAUGAAUUGCUUAAAUCUCAAUUGGACUUUAAGACCAAAGAGGCCGAAAUGCAAAAGCAAAUAGAGGCUUAUAGAAUGGAGAAAGAACAGUUAUACACGAAUUUGCAGAAAACACAAAAUGAAGGAUCAUCAGCAUUAACAAAUGUACAACAAGAAAAUUCAAGACUUUUACAAAAUAUUGAAAAGCUAACCCAAGAACUUAAAGACAAAGAAGACUCAUUUGUUAGAGUUCACAGUGAAGCCGAGCAGCUGCGUAUUAUGCAAUCAAAUACCAAGUCCGAACUUGAAUUGCAAUUGCAAAAACUUCAGAAUGCUCUGGAUCUAACGAACGAGGAUUGUGAACAUAAAACAAAACUGAUCGAAGAAGACAAAAAGAAAAUAGAUGACCUUAAAGCUAUGCUAGAAGCCCUUAAACUUUCUAAUGAACAAAUCUCUGCCACAAACGCAGAACUCGCCGAGGCCUUGGAUAUUCUGGAACAAGAAAAAUGUGAAACUGCCAACAUAUUUGAACUCUUCGAAAUGGAAUCUGAUCAGAAUAUGGAAAAAUUAAUUGAAAAAUUAUCCAGCCUAAAAGAGGAACUCACCAAUACACAAGAGCAACUACGCACAAAGGAAAGCCAGUUCGAAGAAAAACAAAAGCAAAUCAAUUCAACUGAUUCAGUUCUACAAAAUACUCAGACUGCUCUAAACGAUGCUCAAAAGACUAUUAUCGAAUUGAAAACUCAACUGGGACAAUUGCAACAGGCCAACGAAGAACUUCGAGGUCAGCAUCAGGAAUCAGAAGAAAAACUAAAGCAACAAGAAGAUGUAGAACUACAACUUGCGGAGUAUAAGAAAAUUGUAGAUGAGAUGGACGAGACGUCUUCUGAAAAAUCCACUCAACUUGAGAAACUACAAACCCAUAUCGCUCAGUUGCAGCAAGAAAAGUCAAAGUUAAUUGAAAACGAGAAAACCUUAAAAAUUGAAUGUACAAGUAUCCAGAGAAAACUCGAAUUGAUGGAAAUGGAGAAAACAAAGGAAAUUGUUGGUUUAAAACAACGUAUUAAUGAUUUACAGUCGAUAAGUAAAUUGAAACAAAAUGGUGCCGCUGGAGAUAAUACUGGAUCAGAGACUUUAACUGCAGAUGAUAGUACGGCGCAGAUAAAUUUCCUUAAUUCGAUCAUUGCCGACAUGCAGAAGAAGAAUGAUACUCUAAAAGCGAAGAUAGAGGCUUUGGAGGCGUUGCCAAUUGAUUUUACUAAACCUGCAGCUUUUGAAUUAAUCGCCAAGAGAAAGCCGGCGCCCCGUGUAUUUUGUGAUAUCUGUGAUGAAUUCGAUAAACAUGAAACCGAGGAUUGUCCUUUGCAGGCAUCAGAUGAUCGAGAUUACUCGCCACCUCCCACAAGUGAGAAAAACAAUAAUGAACGCAAGGAACGCAAACUCCCAGAACCUAGAAAAUAUUGUGAAUCAUGUGAAGUUUUUGGUCACGAAGCUGGAGAAUGUGAUGAUGAAUGUUAUUGAUAAAGCACGAGCACUGAGUGAUUUAUGUUUAUUAAUUUAUAUAAUUUUAUAUUAAAUUUUAUGUUAUAAUUUCUUUAAUUUUAAUUUAUACUAUUUUAUGUUUUGUCUGUGGAAACUUUCAUUCUAACGAUAUUUAUUGUGAUUAUUAAGAAAUUUGUUAAUGUUUCCUUUGUAUCCUUGAAAGGAGCCUUAUUUUUUGUACUAACUACAAUAUCAUAUGUGUAUGUAAUUUAGAAAGUGAUUGUUAAUUAUUUAGUUUAUGUUUAAAUACUAAUUGUCCAUCUUGCUUUCAUUUUUAUAAACUAUGUAUACAAUUAAUAAUAAAUUUAUGUUUUUUUUUUUUCUUAUUAUAAAACUUAUAUCAAAGAAAAUACUAAUUUAUUUGUUAGAUAAAUUUUCAAAUACAAUUGUAAUUAAAUCUACAAAAGUAAUCAAUUAAUAAAUAAUUUCAUAUUCUAAUUUCUAUAAAUCGAAAAUCUAGAAAAAAUAAAAACAUGACUUACUAUAGAUCUGGUCAAUGGAAUAUUAAUAUCC